This is a messenger RNA of Mercenaria mercenaria, 11833 nucleotides long. RefSeq lists its product as uncharacterized. Gene Ontology annotation, biological process: regulation of cell population proliferation; regulation of transcription by RNA polymerase II; defense response. The record is from RefSeq and is a predicted model, not a curated record. Gene Ontology annotation, molecular function: DNA-binding transcription factor activity, RNA polymerase II-specific; RNA polymerase II cis-regulatory region sequence-specific DNA binding. The transcript has 27 exons. Bases 4504 to 8226 code for a protein of 1240 amino acids. Lineage: Eukaryota; Metazoa; Mollusca; Bivalvia; Venerida; Veneridae.
AAUGCAAGAUUCUUGUAGGAGGCAAGAUAAGUAUAAAUAUGGCCAUUUCUAGUUAAAAAGUCUCUGGCUGAGCAUUAUCGUGUUUUACAUUGGUACUUCACUUUAUUCUCCCAAUUAAUUCAACGCCAUUGGUCCUCUUUUAUAAUCAUAUUUCAUUUAUCUUGGUCCAGUUAUUGUUGAACUUUUUCUACAUUUUAAAAGGAUGUGAUUGAUAUACUAAUCGACAACCAAAGUUAUAUGUAAAUGAUUUACUACAUGUAUUAAAAACUGGAAAUCAUUAAUGCAAGAAUAGCAAGGGAAAUAUUUCUGUACUUAUGUAGAACCUAUUCUUUAUUUUCAUAAUACACUUAUUUAUUAACACAUUAUAUUGCACCGAAAUGUAAAAGUUUUAUUCGAUAAAGUUUCAGUUUUGACAAUCUAACUGGCCAUCUAGUACAGUUAACAAAGUACCUAUACAGCCAAGUUGGUAUCAAAUUACUUCACCAUUGUCUCUAAGGAUUCGAGCCCUGCUUUGUGAGUCAUCCAGCCUGCUUGUGGAAGGUCAGCGGUCAGGUGCCCACCUAUGCCAGAAAUAGUGCCAAGAAAGGCACAUGAGUCUUCCUCAACGAUUGCAGAUAGAAAGCUGCAAUAUAUCUGUGCCGAUGUGAUGUAAAACUUUAAACAUAUAUGUAUAACAUAAGAUUGUCUUCAAGACCUUGGUCAUUUUGUUUUUUUCUAGGGUUUAUGUCCCACCAAAACAAUUUAGGAAUAUGACAACUUUUCAGCUUUAAAUGGUGAAGAUGUGCCAAGGCGCACGUCAUUAUAUGUAUGGGCAGAUGCCAGGGUAGAACCAACUACAUUCAGUAAACUGGUUGUAUUGCUUGAAAGAAUUUCAUGUCACUUGAAGGGUUUUAUCCCCGAAUAGGUGAUGGCAAAACGAUUUGAAAGUCAACUUCCAGCUCUGAAUGUGAAAGGAAUGCCUUUUAGCCACUCAGUCAUGCAUUGCUCUAAAAUUGACAACAUGUGAUAAACACCAUCAAAUAAACAUUUGAGAAUGAUAACAACAAUGUAUCUUAAAAUUACUUCCUGGUAUUUCCUGUUUAUUCUAUUCAAGAUAAUAGUUUUAGAAUAAAGCAUUGUAUAUCAUAGAAGCAGUUGAUUUAUUUAGCUCCAAAAUGGAAAUAAAAUAGGUACAGCGUGAAUGUUUAUUCUACAAUAUCUGGAUACAUGUCUCUCAUUUUGUAAUUAUCUUUUUAUUAAACAAAGACAAUAAGUACUAAUACUACAAUACAAUUUUUACCUUGGCUUAUUUAAUUCAGUAAGUGCAAUCGCUUUGAUUGAUAAGUGAAUAACUUCAAUAAAUUAAAUAUAUAAGAUGCAAAGAAUCAAAUACACAUUUUGCUUUUUACAUCCAUUUACUUUGUCUUUAUCAUGUUAUCGAUAGGCUUCCAACUGUAAAUAUUAAUCUAAAAAAUAUACAGUAUGGUUGAUUUAGACAUAUUUUGUUCAUGUCAUAUCUUUAAGAUAUUGCAAAUUAUACUAAAUUUAUAAAAAUACAAGUGAUUAAUCUACCUUUAAGCUUUAGAAACACAAGAUAGAAAUAAAUGUUCGAUUAAAACUUGUUUAAUACACCCUCUCAUGAAUGUAACAUACAAAGUGCAUAUAGUACAUUUUAAAGAAAUGAAUUGGUAGGAAAAACACCCUCUCAUGAAUGUAACAUACAAAGUGCAUAUAGUACAUUUUAAAGAAAUUGAAUUGGUAGGAAAAUGAAAAAUAGAAUAAUCUGAGGCGGCCAUUUUAGAAUAAACUUCAUAAAAUAUAGCAAAAAAAGUCAUAAAUUCAUAUUUUCAGACAAUUCGACAGGAUCUGGUUUAUUUGUGUUUUUGGAUUAUGAUAAGUCACAACAACACAUUUAAUGUAAGAUGGCGGUAUCGCAGUAGGCGUGGUGGUUGAAGAUAUUAUUUGUAUGCCCCUCCUUAUUACGAGUACAUUCGGUAUCUCUGUAGGCUAAGAACCGCCAACCUUUUUUGAGUCAGCCGAAUAAUCAAGUAAAACUGGUGGUGUUCCAAUCCCAAUGCAGGGGGGAACAAAUGAUUCGUUAUUAAUCAACACUGAACCAAGGAAGGUGCAAGCACAUUUUAAAAGAUUAUUUCUGUAUCUCUUCCGAUUCAUAAAGCAAAUAUUUGGUUUGAACAUAUAGAUAAAUAAAGAAAGAAAAGUUGUAGCUAAACACGCCCAUAAAAAGCUCAUAUUAAAAGUAUUCAGAUAUAUUUUUCAGGUAUUUCCCGGGUUCGUUAAGUAAGAUAGUUUAAAUUUCAUUUUAAAUUAUUGAUAUACAUGGUUUCAAUGUUUUAUUGUUUUAACACAAGUCAAUAUAUAUAAUUCCUAAAUUAAUAUCUGCAGCGACAUUACUGGCAACAAGUUUUCAUCAACAUUGGAGCAUAUUUAUAAUCUCGCCUACAUUACAAGCUAUAUACACUGGGUUCUUAUUCAGUUUAGGAAAUGGGCGUUGAAAAGUAGAUAUAGAACAUAUCAGUGCAGGGCAAAAUCCAAAUUUAUCUCGUGAGGAAACAAGUUUUCCCGGGACGCCCUGGAGGCACAAACAAAAUUUUCAAGCGUUCUUGGUCAAACAUAUCAGCCCACCCUUGCUCGGAAACAAGACUGGCAACCACCUGGGCCUGGUAGGCGUCCAUCCUCUUCACAACGCGUUCUUCUACAGUUACGGGACUGAACGUCGCCCAGAAAAAUCGCAAAUAUCUGUACAGGCCCGAUUUUAAUGCCCCCUCACUCGGUUAUUCGCAUGGGCGUACACUUGUUUUAUUCUUUUCAUCUCCCCUUUGUUCAAUAGUCAUGAUAAAUAAGAAAUUGAAUAUUCUUGCCUGUAAAAGUCAUCUACAUGUACGAGUAUUUUAUAAAAAAUCAAGUCAAUAUUUCUUACUUUUGUUUUGAUAACGUGAUAUCAGGGGGAGGUAAUUGCAUGAUCUGAUGCAUCUCAUUUGUCAAAAUUUAUAGUCUUAGUCUUCUUUCUUCACACUAAAUUAAAUGACCAAUAUUAUCAUUUGUUUAUUUUGUCAACCAUGGUCAUUGUUGUAUUUACAAUUAACUGCUGUAACUGCUGACAGUUGUGGCAGUUAACUGCUGUAACUACCAACAGUUGUCGCAGUUUACUGCUGCAACUGCUCACUGAUCAGUUCCCACUGAUCUAGAGGAAAGGAAAUUUUUUUAAUGAAAUAUUUUUCUGUUUUUCCUUGUCAGCGUUGGUACAUCAUAAACCUGUACAACAUUUCAUUGGCAUCCAAACUUUAACUUUUGUUGCUGAAAACACUAAGAGAACAAUCCGUUAUUUUCUUGCUUAGAAUACAAAUAUUCAAUAUGAAAACUAUGAAGAAGACUUUUUACGAAGUGUUUUUAUUGCUCAUCGCUUUAUACAAUAUAGUGCAGACAUAUAGCCGCCAGAAAAAAUUUAAAACGAGAAAACAUACAUUUGAUUACUAUAAUCUUGCUACUUUUACUUCACACCGUCUGUUUAGUUUUACCAUUAUCUUUGUGAAUUCGUAAAAUUUAAGUUUAUAUCAUAUGUUUGUGUUUAAUGAAAAUGUAUUUGUUGAAUGUCAGCUAACAGUGUGAUUUGAGAGAAAUUUGAUCAAUUAUUUAUUUGAUUUCAGAAACUUACAGACAAUUUCUAAUAAACUAGUAUUCUUAUAUUAGAAAGAUGUCGGACAACAUUGAAAAUACAAAUAAUUACUUGCGACUGUUUUCCAUGUAUCUUGACCUUGGUACCGACACGCUUCUUAGCCUGUUCUUGAAAUUAAUAUCUGUUGACGGACACGAAGAUGUAUCAUCUUUCCUUCAUGACAGAACGAACAUCCGUAUCUUGUCUGAACUAAAAAAGCAGGGUGCUCUUAAUCUAAAUGAAUUCAUCUUAGUCACAGCAGCUGACCCAGUUCCGCAGAAGUUUGAUAUCACUCUCCUGAUUAAACUUAUAACUAACUUGUUUAGUAGUAUCGUUUCCUUUCCGGUCAAAACGCCUCAACCAAAGGAUUAUUCAGUAGGUGCAGAUCUUUACCGCUUGAGAAAGUUUCGAAAUAAGCUUGUUCACCAUCCUCUCGCUCAGAUGCCACUUGAAAGGUUUAAUUAUCUAUGGGAUAAAAUAUCGACUACAUUGUUGAGGGUUGCGCAACAAAUAAGCGCUGAUGUGAAAGAGGAAUUGCAAGAAAGGAUUUCUAAAUGCAUACAUUCAACACUAGAUAAGGACGACGCUGCAAUAAAAUCAAAGUUACAUAAGCUACAAGAAUGGAAACGAGAAGUUGAAGUGCUGAAAGAAAAGACAGACGAUUUAAUCAAGGAUUUAAACGGUUUUGAGUUACUAAUGAAACAAACACCAAACGAUACAUACGUUAUAUCAAACUUCUCUUUGAUGGCGGCAAGCUUGUACUUCUGGGGAUUCUUGAUCGGGAAUGCGAACGUGCACAGAAGACGCUCUCAGAUGUCCUCCGCCAAAACCAAGAAGCAUUUUUAAACGAAAUGACAAACACAGAAGACAUAAACAAACGUUUGCCACCAGAAACAAGCGAAGCAGAUCCAUCUACAUGGGACAUUUCCAUAAUUGCAUCUGUAAUUCUGAUUUCAUUCCCCUUUUUAAGUUUGGAUGAAGUUACAAAAAUUGAAAGGAUAAGGGACGCUAGAAAUCAGUAUGCUGUAACAGCAUUAUCCUUGGUGGCACAGGAGAGUGAUGAUUUAUUUGAGCAGUCAGCAGUUUUAAUACAUAGCCUGACAUCACUUUCGGCAGAUCUUGAAUUGCAAACUAAACAAAAGUUGGAUCUCAUGAUACAACAAUAUCCGAAAUUUGAGGUACACGAUGGUGACACGAUAGAUAAAUAUUUGAACGAAUUAGGAAAGCAUGGUGCUAACAUCAAAAGCAUUGAAGAUCUGUAUAAAGAGCAUAUGGAUCAAUUGAGAAAUACUUUACGGGAAAUGAAUGAGAACGGUAUACACUUCAAAACUCCACACGAAAUUCAGAUAAAAUUAGUCACAGUGUGCGAAGAAGAGGAAACGAAAAGAAAUGCUGAGGAUACACUAGAAAAGGUUUACAAUACUGCUCUUGCAAAUGAUGGAGUCAAUACAAGCCUUUCACCUUCUAAUCAUUUGGAUAAAGAAGUUGAAACGCUGAUCAGACGCUUUUCAGGCCAUCCUGACGUUACAGCGUCUGGAAUCAAAAGGAAUUGUAUAACACUUUUCCUGUCCUGCUCAUCGUGUCAAGGAAUUCUUCAUGUGAUAGACUAUAUAGGUAGUCAGCAUUUUGAAAAAAUACAAAGCAGAAUUUCAGAUGAAUUAUCCUACAUGUAUGGAGAGGCUUUCGCAGUGCGAGGAAAUAUCCCUUUAGAAAGCAUAUGUGGCGUGUUAAAAGAUCCACGUAACGAAAGAGGUCAAGUAGAAGGUGGAUUGAGUGUUGCCAUUGAAUGUUCGUCCUCAGAAGGAAUUCGGCAUGUAUUAUCUUUGCUUAGUGACAAUGAAACGACGAACAGUUUCAAUCACAUAUCCGAUAUGUUGUCUUCAAAGUAUGAUAAGAAAGUAUCUGUACAGGGUUUCGCAGAUUUGAAAGUACUUUCGGAUCUAUAUGAAGAAACAGAUACCGACACAUCUGACUCCUUAAAAGAUCUUAACGAAGAUGACUGGCUAUGCGCGCAAAAUAUAACUGACGUCGAAGGUAAUGUUACGCCAACGUAUUUGGAAACUGAAUCACAGACACUUAGAGAAAGUAGGAGUAAAAGAGAUAGCGUACGUACAGAGCAGAGAUUUGUGGAAGACUCACAGUCAGAUAAGAAGCCGAAUCCAGAACACGAGUUUAGCAAAGAAGAAGAUGGAGUUUUAACAGAAACCGAAUUGCAGUACCAAGAUGAAGACGUCCAGAUGGGUACAGGAACCAUAGAAGAAGACGAAUCGCAAUUUAACAUGAAUAAUAUAAAGGAGACAGCUCAAAUUUUGUAUGAACUGCAAAACCGAGUCGGCAAAAUAAAAAAUGAAAUUGUAACCACAGCGAACGAAGUGUCCUCAUUAUAUGUCGAUAAAACAUCUGUACCCGUAAGUUCUGUCGAGUCGCAACAUCAAAAAGGUAUAACAGAGUCUAUACUGAUUGAAGAUAAACGAAAUCAGCCAUAUUCAGAAGACCAUGAAAAAGAUGAUACAUCAAAGGAAAUGUCUCCAAGUCUUUUAUCCGAAAUCAAUGAGAGUACAUGUGCGUCAUUGAAACAAACACUAAAAGAAAUGAAGAGUAUUAUAUCGAGACUAACAGACUGUGUUUCAACGUGGAAAGACAACUUUAAGUUAGUUUAUGUUGGACUUGCAGAUUACCAAGAAAUAGACGAGAUUGCUUCCAGAUGCAGCCGAAUUGGGAGGUACAUUCAUGACCUGCAUCAUGAAAUUCUUCCAUUAUUGUUCAAUAUCCAUGUAGAAUGUGGAUGGGCUACGAAAGAACUAGACAUUUAUGAGCACAAGUUGGACAGUUUGUUUAAUGACUUCACAAAAAGUACGUUUCUCGUCACUGAACAGGACAAUUGUUUCAUCAGAAUGGACGGGAGGAAACACCUUCCUGUUUUGACCGUCAGGAUUCUAGCGGCCGAAAAUUUGCCGCCACAUUUCGAUAAAAUAGAGGCAAUGCUGCUCUCCGAAAGCGACAUAAAUGAUAGUUUUGAUGGCAACGACGAUAUGAAACAGUUUUCAAUGAAAGCGAAAGAGAGAAGUCUCCAUCUGACAUCAAACCAAAUCUAUUUCACACCCACAAGACACGCAAGCUUUAGAAAGUUGAAAAUAAAGAAUAAAUACCCUCCGGAAGAGUUCACCUCAGGCGAACAGGAGUACAAAGUGAAAUAUAGAACAGUUUUUACAACAACACUCGCUGACAGGCCAUACUGGACGCUGUCUCUCCCAAUGACUAUGCUCCAUGAUUCAGUACCGGAUCAAAAGUUUCUUGCCAGUACGUCCAUUAUGUGGCAGUGUUGGGGUGCUGAUGUGUUCAAGCUACCCUUGCAAUCGGAUACAGGUUUGCCAUGGACCAAGGUAGAGGAGUUUUUACAGGCAAAGUUCCUCAAGUUACAUCCAUUGACACCUCUAUCUGAUGGAAACAUACUUUAUUUGAAGGAAAUGUUGUUUGGUACAACUGAUGUUCCGGAUUCAUGGAUUGUUUCGUUUGAAGAAUUCUGUAUAAAUGGAAUGGAAUCAACUUCUUCGACACGAACUUUCUGGAAAUGGGUUACAGAUGCAUACAACGUCAUUGAAAAAUAUCUAAUAGACUUUUGGAAGAAUGGUUUGAUACUUGGGUUUAUCAGCAAGGAAGAGGCUGAACUGAGGCUAAAAGACUACAACACCCUAAAGCAUGGGACCUUCAUAUUGCGAUUUUCGGACCAUCACCUGCCAAACAAUGGGAAUGUUCAAAAUGUAUAUGGGCAGCUCAAUGCAUAUGUAUUAACAAUCACAGAAGAAAAUGUGGCCAUAUCAUACUUGGCGUCAAGCGUAUAUAGGACACUUGGCGAAUACUUGAACAGAAAUGACAGUAAAACAGCUGAACCACGCUGGGUUUUUCUAAUCAAGCAGAGUGAUUUACCUAUAAGCGAGAGUGACCAAAGACAUAUAGAGGAUGCAACCAAACCAGGUGUUAUAUUUCUGGAUGAAAUGGAAAAACUUUUAUACAAGAUACCAGACCUGGCAGGUAUGCUCCGGGAGCAUGGAAUGCAUGACGGUCUUGAAAUAUUGCACUCAAGUGAAGUAAACGAAGACAGCGUUCUAGCUUUAAGCGAGUAUGUAUUCAGAAAGAUCGGAAGAGCCCUUGAAGAGUCACAUGCCGUGCAAGUUCCAGGUGGACAGCCUGAGUCUUGCUGGGACUAUAUCAUUAAUCAUGAUAACACACUCAACAUAACCCGGAAAGACCAAAGAAAUAUAGGUAACAGUUUAAACCCGGGCGAAAAAUUCCUCGAAAUCUUCGACUUUUGCAAACACACUCUGACAGACCUUAAGAUCUUAUGCAAGACUUACAAAAUGCAAGGAAUCCUUGAUAUACUUGCAUCAAGUCGACAAGAAGGGUAUCUGCAAAAGACAUUAAUUGAUGUACAUAUUGGCGGCGAGAGGGAAUUUCGAGAACAAAAACUGCUUGAUAUUUUGAAAGAAAAACGUUCACCGGAUGGCUGUCAAAUGUUUAGAUAUCUCUAUCCGGGAUUAUACACAUUGGAUGAACUCUGCGGAAAAUAUACUUAGUGAUAGAUGGUAUGAAACAGGAAGAAAGAGUAACACUAACCUUUGACAGAAAAGCGUUUUUGAAGAAGACUAAAGAUGUUCAUAAGUACACUCAAACAUACGAAAAGAGGGUUGGGACAUGCACAUUACCAGUUGCCAGCUAUAUGCAGAAUGUUAUUUGCCAGUUUGCAAAUAACUAUUAGCUGAUUGCGAGUGUAGACAUGCCAAAUGCUUACUGCAAACUGCCAUUUGUUAAUAACUAUUUGUUAACUGAUCUUUUGCUUACUUUUAUUUGUCUAUUUUUAUUUGCGAAAUGCCAUUUGCCUAUUUCUGUUUGUCAAUUGCUCUUUUGCUAUUUGCCACUUACGAUUUGCCAAUUGCUUAUUUUUCAAUUGUUUUUCUUGCCAAAUCGCUGUCAUUUGUUGAGAUUUGUUAUGACGAUUUGCAUCAUUUAGAUUAAAUGUUUUGUUUUCAUUUGUAAAGUGAAAUUUAUUUUUAAAAAAUAUGAACAGACAAGACGAAAAUUUCAGUAUCAAAAAUGAACUAGAAUUUUCAAGUGUUGUCAGUGAACAUUGUAUUUCUAGCAAAAAAUGUUCGUGUGUAUGACACGGUUUUGUGAGAGAUUCGCCUGUGGUUUCAUUGGGUAUUCUGUUGUUGCUGUUUAAGCUCCAAAGGGUCGGCCGUUCGAAUCGUAAGAGACAAAUUCAGAGAAUAUUUUUACUUCCUAAACUUAAUCCUAAAUGCCAGGCACAAAGCUAGGCAAGUAGUGGGAAAUCAUUCGUUAAGUAGCCAUCGUUACACGGUCAAACAUUUAAACCUUAGCAAUUAAAACACAAGCUCUAUAAGCUGAGAUAGAUGUUAAAUACAACGUCAGUUCCGGCUUUGCAUUUCAUUUGUUGUUAUAUUCAAAGAACGGAACGCCAUUCAAAGCUGUAGAAUAUUACUUUAAUUUUAUCAGUUCGAUAGAGGCCAUGAGGCCGAAUCGUUAAUGAAGUAAAACAUAAAACUAGAGCUUUAGAAAAUAAUUGUAAAAUUAUUAUAGCGAAUCUGCAGAAGAGGCAAGAUUUGACAUGCAAAAUAGCAACUGAGAAAACGGCAAAUUACAAGUAGAAAAUAAACAAUUUAAAGGGAAAGCAAGUUGCACAGAAGUGAUCUAUUAGUUUGUUAGUAUUGUCACAGCUUUUUGUAGUCUCUGUUCUUUAAUAUGUUUAUACAAUAUAGUAAUAUACUCAAGUAAGCAUGUUUAAACCCAACACACACGAAAUGAAAUUAAAGUAAAAAUGAAUGAUAAAUGUAGCAGCUUGACUCCAGAUUCUUUUUCCUUUUAAAUCCUAAGUUAAAUUACUUUAGUAUGAUUGUGAGUAUAAGCAAAUCAGUUCCAAAGCCUUAAAGUUAGCCAUCCGGAAUUUGGUCAUGUAGAAGGUUUGUUCAAAUGGUCAUUUACACUGUUUAAAUGCUACUUAAAUAGUAAUAUUCAAUACAAAACAAAUUCAAAAACUAUCAAAUGGAAAUCUGAGAAAAGAGAUUAUAUUGAGACCAAAAGAAAAACAUUUUUAAUACUUUCGCAUCAAGAGAAAAAUACAAAAUUUAGUUUUCGACAGGAAUCUGGUUCCUUGUGAUGGAUCAUUCUGUUCCGUGAAAAAAAACGACCAAAAUAUUUGAAAAUGGAGAAUAGCAUAUAAUUGUUACCGCCUUCACUGAUUCAUUGAAAUUAAGGGGAAGUAAUUAUGAAGUAAACAAACUUAAAACGUUCCGUUAAUAACUCCCCUUAAACAGCUUGGAGCUACAGCAAUUAUAAUGUUUUCGGUACUUUUGCAUUCCCGAAUGUAGUUUAGUGUAAUAUGAUGAGCUGGGAAACAAAGUCCUAUCAAGGACGAAACUAUUAAGACUCUGUCGAUUUGUCAACGCUAUAUCACGGCUGCUAAAUCCAAGUGUCACCACCAAAAAGUGUAAAGUAGCUAUCAAUAUUUCCGUGGUACAGCUACCACCUUCCUAGAAUUGUGAGGAGUUGCAUUCUGUCUUAUUUUUAUUGAUAUAAAUGUUUUGGGAAAUCGGAGAAUAUAGUGUUAACUUGGCGUUUUUAGCCCCACUAAAGAAAAUUACUAGAGUUAAAGAAUCAACCAAGCCGGUCAUGGGUUACUCGACAUCUUUAUUGCAUCUUCUAUACUGUACAUAAAAAUAGCAAAAUACACCUGACUGAACAAUCAGAUCAAAUUGGCAAUCUGAAAAGAUACGAUAUUAACAAUCAUAAAUACGAGAGUAUAUACCUAUUAGGACAGUUUGACAUACAGUUAAUACAAUCGCGAUUAGCGUAGACGUAUCAUAUGGAUUAAAAAGUGUCUAGUGGUCUUUAACACUAAAACCUUCAUCCUUACUAUACAAUACAAUAGCUGAAUUCAUCAUUAAGCAAGAUAAACAUGUAAUCAAUCAAUUAUUACAUUUGAUGACAUCGAACUUACCAAUAUAAGGUACUGACUGUCUCACAGUCACACACCACUGUUUUCUCAUACACCCUGCUACUGACUCUGUGAAAGUGACUGUAUGUAGGUCUGUAAAUCAAGAGUGCCAAAAGAUAAAGAAAUGUGAAAUGUUAUAUUUAGAAUUCCAACAUAUUCACCAAGUCAUUAAUUAAACCUCAAUGCCGCCGUUUCAAUUUGUUCAUUUACGUUAAAAAACUGAAUACAAUGAAAAAUACCAAUUUAGCAUAAUUUACGAAAGAAAUGAAUUAUACACAAUUCUCUUAUUGCAACGAAAGAAUACAACGAAACCAAGAAACAAGUGAAUACAUACCAAUAUUGCAGACCUUAGGUUAAAAAAACUGUUAAAAGCACAAAAAGAGCAGGACGUCUCUUCACUUCAGACUUCCCUCUAAAAGUAAGGCAAAUUCCUACUCGCCAAUGAAAACCCAUGAAAAGGUGAGCUAAUCAAAAUCAACCAAUCAGAAACGUCCACUACACAAAACAGUCCGAACGAUAAACCCAGAACACCAUCCGAAUUUCUCAUGUCUGAGAUACGUCGGGUCGGACUAAAUUCCGUCCAAAACUCGGUCCGGUCACAAUAGUUCUGUGUAAAGAUACAUUAAUAUCAUGAAUUGUACAUUACAAAUCAUUUUUAAAAGAAUAGUGUCUACCAAAUUACAUUUCCUAUAGUCAUGUUUUUCUUCAAAUGACGUGUCAUUGUACAUAUCUAGUCUGUCGAAUGUCAUUUGCAUAGAACCAUUUUAUUGCAUCAAACAAACAGUAUACAUGCAACAUUAUCAAAAUUAAUUGUUUCGACAGCGACUUAACGCUGAUUGUGUGUUCAGGUUAAACAUCGAAUAUUUCAAGAACAUCCUCCGAUAUUUCCUUUUCAAACUUCUGUUCGUUGAAAAUAAACGGAUCAGUCAACCAUAUCUGUCUGAUUCAUGAAAGGGGUAUUUUGUGCACCAUAUGAAGCAAUAAGGUGUCAUACUUACCCAUUCUGCCAACAUAUUCAAGUAUUUCUUCAUAUUAGUUGAUUGUCAUCAUUAGAAUUUUCUCAUUCCUUUAAGUAUUUCUUGAUUUGAUUUUGAAAUUGUUAACUGUUUGGAAAGUGAUUUCACUUGUUAUGAUGCAUCUUUUGAUCGGUAAAUAAAUUUAGAUCUUCUACA